UUUUGAUCGGAGAAAACAUCUAUAGAUAACUCAGAACAUUUUUUUUUUGGAUAUUUGUCUGUCUGUCUGUACGCUCAACACGGGAAAACUACUGAACGGAUUUAAAUAAAAGGUACAGUGGUAGCUGAUCCCUGUCCCUAUUAGUUACAGUUUGAUUCCGGUGAAAAAAAAAAUUGGUACGCGCCUAAAUUUCUCAGUGCAAUUCAAUACUGCUUUCAUUGUAUUCAGAACAUUUCGAGAAAUGUUUAUAAGUAAGAAGAUUUAUAAGAAGGUCUAUUGAAUAGGUAGGCUCCCCGUGGGAAGCCGGGGCAGGUCAACUAGUUCAACUAAUAAAUAACACUUUAUGUGUUCGUUUUUUAUACGUUCGCGCAUCGUUUUGAUUGAGUGAAACUUGUAAGUACUACUCAACAACUUUAAAGUUUCACUACUUGAAAAUUUAAACAGUUGUUAAAUAGGUACCUAAAUGUGACGUAGAAGCAUCAACAUACAGUAGGUGGCGCGCGAGUCGUUUUAACAAAUAACAAAGAUUUGAAACGCAACGCAUGCCGGGCAUUAUCUAUUUUAGUGUAUUAUAUUUAUGUUUUCUCUAGGAAAUAAAAAAAUAUAUGAAACGGAAUGAACAGUUGCUAUCCAAAGAUUUUUGGCAAUCGAGUAUUAAACAUUGGAGGUAGAAUGUGGCACUUGAUGUAUAAGGCCAAAGAGGAUUAGGCGACGCGAUCUAGAUACGUGCUAGGUCAAACUCAUAUAGGUAAAAUUUAUUAGUCGUAGUUAAGUUUACCUACAUUACACACCUUAUUAAAUUAGUACAUUCUUAGGUACCUAUAUAUGUAUACUUUGUAUUUUAAAAACCAAUUCGUAGUUACUUAUUGAAUUGUGAUGUAUCUAACGGAUCAAUUACCUAGGUAGGUAUGAAAAUUACUUAUCAAAUGGAAAGUUUUGUGAGUUCAUUUAUUGAGUAUAAAUUAGCAUUACCUAUAUGUUGACUAUUUACAUGUAGAAUUAAUUAAUUUAAGGGCCGACACAGGUGGACAGACAAAUCGAACUAUUCUUUCUAUUUCUGUCUAGUCCGUGUAAUGCCCACAGACUGUUAUAAUUAAAAAAUCUCAUUAAAAAAAAUGGCACCUUCUUGUGUUACGUAGUUACGAAUGAUCUUAUCCUAAUUUGCACUAUAAUCUUAACCUGCAUUACCUGUUAAUAUUAUUUAAUUUUUUUUUUUUUCUCUGUACACUAAAAAAAAUUAAAUAUAAUUUUUAGCAAGAAAUUAACGUUUAAACGAAAGUAAUAAAACUCUUAUGACAAUACUAUUUACUAAUGUUAAUGACACAGUUUAAUAUUUGUAUACCUAAUAUAAUAUUAUUAUACUUCACUUGUACCAAAAAAAAUUAAGUACAAUUUGUAUAAAAUUGUUGUCCGUAAUUUUUUGGAGUUGUUUCUUGUUAGUUAUUUCCACCAAAUUCAAUAUUUAGGUAGGUACCUACUUAAAACAGUUGAAGCUUUCAAUAUCAACCAACAAGAUCAAAAUAAAGUAGGCACCUAGUAUUAUAGGUAUAAUGCGUAACAAAUGUACUGACUAUAUAUAUUACACUUAGAAAAUACUAACUUAAAAAGUUUAGUUGAAAAGAAGACAAAUUUAAUUAAACAUUAACAAAUGGGCGGCAAAAAUGGACGAAGUUUAAUAGGUUUAGAGAGACAGCUUGAAUAAGAUUAGUUAGGUAUGCAAAAAAAUGUAAGUAGUUUAAAAAAAACGGAAGCUGUUGCGAAAAAGCGGUAUAAAAAAUAGUAAACUUUCAGCUAAAUGAUAUGUUUCAGGUUUUCAGUCUUUAGAAAGUGUUGCAUUUUAACACUGAAAGAUAAAAAAAUAAUACUUGUUUUUAUCGAUGUUUUUAAUCCAAAACGUGUAGUAACCUUUUGAAUUCUUUUUUAAAGUAAAGGCAUAUCUAGUUCUUUUAGUCUUUGUAAAGAUAUUAAGGAAGUAGAAUACGCUUUGGUUUAAAAGCGACGAUAUUAUGCAAAUCUGUUUACAUUUCUGACAUAGUCUCGAUCGCGAAAAUGCUAAACAAUUAUCUAACAAAUAAAGGUCGAGAGGAAAAUCCCGGAAUAGGUCGAGCGGCACUUCUAUAAUCGGUGUUAGAUUUUAAGAAGCCCUGAGCAGGAUCACUUUAGCAGACGAUGAAGAUCCAACAUUUUUAUGCAGGAUUAAUUUGACGCGAUGUGACUACGAAGAUCUUAAAAAGCAACAAGGACUUCUUAUAGACUUCGAUAGCUUUCCUUCACAAGUUGUGAGGCUGUUGCAGCAAUGUGCUUCGAAUAAUAUGUUUCUAAUUGUACACCAAAUAAGUCCAAUCCAGUACAAUUUUGAAGUAGUGGAACACAAUGAGUUUAGACGUAUCAUCCAUUUAUCUUUAAAGACUGGACCUGCUUGCGAUAGUGAUGUGAAACAGCACAUGGCGGAAACUAUUGGAGAAUUAAAGAAGGUGUUGGCAGCUCUUAAAAGUCAGGCAUCAAGCAAUGAAAUGUUGUGGCAUGAUAAGCGCUUGAAGAUGGAAGCAAAGAUUCAUGACUUGACACUCACUGUGUCUAAAAUGGAAGAAGAUAAACUGAGGCAUGAGAAGGAGUACCAAGAUGCUCUAAAAAUGGAAAGGGAUCGAUUAGCACAAGAAAAACUACAAUUACAAAGAAGUGCAGAGAUAAACUCCAACAACCUGCUUGCAAUGUCUCAAGAAAAUUUGAGCAAAAAAGACAAAGAGAUAGAAGAAUUGAUGCAUAACAACAAGCAGUUACGAGAUAACAUCACACAGUUGGAAUACCAGAUUAGUGACAAAGCACAGAGAACAAAUUUAUUAGAAAAAGAAGUACAAAAGACUCAUAUCGAAGUGGCUACUUUGAAAGCUAAAAAUGCAACAUUAGAAAGAGAUAUUUCAGAGAAGGAAAUGCAGAUUAAUCAGCUUAAUUCAAAAUGUGCAUAUUUAGAAAAGGCAAUGAAAGACAGUUCAGACAAUAUAAAAGAGCUAAAUGAUAAUAUACAGACUCUCAAGAUGGAAAAGACAAGCCUCGAAAGGCGUUUGACUCUAAGUGAAUCCUUGGCCAAUAAGAACAGUGAAGCUGCCCACUCCACAACCGAACAACUGCUGAAAGCUAACCAAAUUAUAUCUAAGCAAAGCAAUGAGCUCAUUGAAAUGAAGGAAAAGUUGCUAUGCAGAACCGCUAUUGCUUUAGAGCAGGAGAAAGUUAUAGACCGCAACACGAAAGAAAUAGAAGAUCUAAAAUCAGAAAUAAAUAUAACGAAAGAUUGUAUGGAGAAACUUAGGAGCGAGCUUGAGGUGUUAAAGGAAAAGUAUGAAAGCAACGAACAGGCGCUCAGAGAUCGUGAUGAAACUAUUAAGAACAACAAUAUGGUAAUACAGUGGCUUCAUAAGAAAAUGGAUGAAAAUGCAGCUGCCAGUGAUUAUAAUGUCCAAAACAAAUGCAGAACGGCUCUUCAGUCGGCAACCAGCUCCACACCUUACCUCGUGGGGAAAAAUGUCCAAAACGACUCGUCCCAAGAUACCGACGAAACUAUCAACUUCUACGCUACUUCUAAACUAUCAAGUAUAGAGGAAAGCCCGCAACUUUCGAUCCCAAGUAAAAAUGGUUUGGAUCCAAAGUACCUCCAACCAGCGUCUGACGACAACCAAGCACGCAGAAAAGAAAUGUUAAGGUCUUCGUCAACAAAUACCCAAAGCAAGGGAAAAGAGAACAAGGUGGCCGAUUUGCCGAAAGUCGACUAUAGAGAGAAGAAGUCCUCCAGACCAUCGACGUAUCGAGCUACACCAGUAUCUGCUUACUUUCCGUGAAUAAAUUUAUGAGACAAAUGAUUAGGGGAUGGCAAUGAAUUGAUGAUUUUUUUAAAAAAACAUUAAUUUAUAAUCCUUAUAAUUGUUUGUUUGUUGUAAUUUUUUAUUGUAUAUAGACUAACCUAGAUAUAUGAAAAAACUGUAAAUAAAUUUUUUGAAUUUU
Molecule: messenger RNA, 3996 nt
Organism: Maniola jurtina (meadow brown)
Lineage: Eukaryota; Metazoa; Arthropoda; Insecta; Lepidoptera; Nymphalidae
Gene: Sas-6
Product: spindle assembly abnormal protein 6 homolog
Exons: 13
Coding region: 2313-3833 (506 amino acids)
Biological process (GO): centriole replication
Cellular component (GO): centriole
Source: RefSeq, a predicted model, not a curated record